Molecule: messenger RNA, 672 nt
Organism: Dentiscutata erythropus
Lineage: Eukaryota; Fungi; Glomeromycota; Glomeromycetes; Diversisporales; Gigasporaceae
Source: the annotation of a GenBank genome assembly
AUGGAUAGUUCAUCAAAAUCUAUGAAUUAUGAAGAUACUUCAGUAAGUUCAAGCACAGAUAUAAAUGAAAAUAACUUGGAUUGUGUGGUCAUACCAGAAAUUUGUUCGCAAAAAAGAAAAGAUUACACUGGUAAACCUAGUAAAAAUGUUGAUGAUUACGUGUCAAAAUUAAGCUCAGAAGAAAUACUGCAAUUUCACAUUCCCAACUAUGAAGACAACCCUGAUCCUUUUCGUAACUGUGAGCUAAAAAUAGCACUAGGAACAAAAAACACACUUGAUCUAAUGCAUCUUCAGAAAAAUACAAAAAUUACUGAUCAUAAUAAUGAUACACCAGAUAUAUCCAUUGGAUCAAGUAAUACCAUCAUAAAAAAGAAAGCUGGUGGAUCCUCAAUUCGCAGCCCAGCUUGGAAAUGGUUUGAAGAAGCAUAUAUUGAUAAUAUUCGAUAUGGUAGACAUCUAGAUAUUGAGCAUGGAUAUACUAAAAAUAGUGUACAACAACAGACAACAAUAACAAAAGCAUUUGAAACUUCUUUAUCAAAACUGCAUAAUACAACUGAACAGGCUAUUCGUGAUAAGGCUAUUACUGAAGUUAUUGUUGUACAAAAUCUUUCACUUUUUUUUACAGAAGAAAAAAUGUUUAAACGAUUUGCAAAAAUUGUAGAUUCACGAUGA